Molecule: messenger RNA, 2517 nt
Organism: Alternaria metachromatica
Lineage: Eukaryota; Fungi; Ascomycota; Dothideomycetes; Pleosporales; Pleosporaceae
Exons: 1
Coding region: 1-2517 (838 amino acids)
Source: RefSeq, a predicted model, not a curated record
AUGGCGGAUCCUCUCAGCAUCGCAGGAUCCGUGGUGGGCAUCACCGCAGCCGGCGUACAAGCCUCCGUAAAGCUGUACGCACUUGCCGAAAAGGUUGCGACAGCCAGCCAAAGAGUAACAAGCAUCGCAGACGACAUCAGCAGCACAUGCGCCAUUCUCAACCAGGUGCGCGAACUUAUCAUACCUCAGCCUGAUGCGCAAGGCACUCUCAAGUCGGUCUUCAACUCCAUCGCUCUCAACGACAUCUCGCAUGCUCUCCGCCGAUGCAGGUCCUCUUUCACGGACAUCGAAGCUCUCUUGCGUCGCGCGUUCGAGCAAGUGGGGAAACGCCCAGCGCUGCGAUCAAACAUCAAGCUUUCCCGGUUCGAACAAGCGAAAUGGCCGUUUUUACAGCCACAGUUCGACGAGCUGCGCAACGAUCUUCGAGAUGCGAAGGGAAAUCUUGUAUUGAUGAUUGCUGUGGCCAGCCUUGCUCUUGCGCAGAGAGAUGGACGACAGCGACCGAUUCAUGAUACGGAGAGACUGGAGCUCGGGUCUACGAUUGUGCAGCUGCAACGGGCGAAUGCGGUCAAAACACAACCUCAACACUCUUCAAAGAUUCCUCGAAGGGAGGUGAAGGACUCGCAAAGUCUUUCUACCUCAGGUGUUGAUGCCGACAAGGGCAUGUCUUCCAAGCAAGCACCCAUGUUUGCGAUGGCGACUUUGGCAAAAGCCCUUCCGCCUGGCCCACCAGUAUCGGACGGGUUCCCGUCGCCUUCCAGUGAUAGAGGUAGAGGAAUCUCGUUACCCGGAACCGGUAUGAGUGUCGCAAAUAUGUCUCUGGCCUCCAUCGGUGAUACACAAGUUCGAGCGGCAGGACUUCCUCUCAGAUCGCACGCAUCUCUUGGACCAAGUGAGCCAGUCCGAGCCAGUUCACGUUCAAGUCCAGGAGGUAUAACAUCGUCACGAAGAGUAAAGACCCCAGGUCCGAGUUCACCGGGAGAGUCGCACCCUUCAGAUCAACCCAUUCCCCAGCAAUCUACACUUUCUAUCCCACCAUUCGAGCCGACGGCAGCAGCCCAGCAACAUGAGGCGCAACCUGAGGCAACCACCGCUGCAGGCGGUGAUAAUGUAACCACCGCGGACAAUGACGAUGUAAUCUGCUUCUAUUCAGGAUUUACUACCACUUUUCUUCAGGGACUUCAAACAGGUCGCGGCGACUCACUCUUGUUAGAUGGGAUGGAGCUACCCCACGCCUCACUCGAGAAACUGGUCAAAAAAUACACCGACGAAGGCAACGAUCCACACAUCGCGAUGUCAGAGCUCACACGAGAGCAGCAGGCCAUGAUCAAAGAGACAAUUAAUGAAGACAAUUGGGAAAUAGCGUAUGUUCGCUUACAACGCAACAUCAGUGUAUCCAGUGUUUUUGGUACAUUGAACGUUGAAACGCUCAAGUGGAUCUCCAGAAUGAAAAUUAAAAUGCCACCGGGAGAGAAUAGCCCAAGUAAUUCAGGUGGUACCGGACUGUUUGCGAUGGGUCCACAGCAUCCUUCUCACGACUUCGAACCCGCGGUGCUAGCCGCAGGAGGAUCUCACACCCCAUCGCCCCCACGACUUACACCUCCUGCUUCCUCGACUCCCGAUCUCAAUCGCUCGUUCAUCCGCAGACUUAGACGAGAACAAGGCGGUAGUAUACGCAGACAAAUACCCCCUGAGCCUACCAGGAGUGACUUAGUGUCUCCAGACUUCAAUAUGUACAACCAAAGAUCCUCCAAGCCCGGAGAAAAGCCUGUUACACCUGAACCUAACCCCGACUUCCGUCCAAUAAUGGAUUCAUCGAGUGCCACGCCACUCGCUCGUUCAAAAACAACACCAAUGCCGGACGCGGACGACGAAUUCGACAAUGAGCUCGAUUCACCACCACAACACCCGCCUGAUGAAUCUGAGGAUGUGCUGGAGGAGCAAUUCUCCUAUGAGAGGCCCAGUACACUGAACACGGGGUACGAAGCGUUCGAUAGAACAUCCGUAAAGUUUUCUGAUGCCUCCAAAUCUGGAGGAUAUUCUAGGCCACGCGCAUCUGAGGCCGCGGAACACGUUGAUCCAUCAACAUCAAUGCCAACCGAAUACGAUCCCGACGUUGAUGCAUGGGCCGCGCAAUACACUGAUCCAUCAGCGUUAAUUCCACCCUCAAUGCCAUACGAAUUCGAUCCCGACCUUGAUACACAUGCCGCGGACUCCGUUGAUCCAGCAACAACAGCAAUGCCGGACGCGGACGACGAAUCAGACGACGAGGUUGACGCUGAUGUUGAACCAGUUGUAUAUCAGAGCAUGCCUGGGGAGAGACCCUAUCAUCCCCAGGGAUCCGUGUACACGGGCACGCAUUCUUUGGCACCCAGUCACAAUUUUGACUUCACUCAGAUAGCAAACCGACAGAUGGAAGCUAUGCGCAGUCAGGACCAGGGAAGCGCAAUGGUGCCUGUAGAAGAUAAUGGGGAAGACAUCGUGAAUGAGCUUCUCGCUCGGUGGACGACUUCGUGA